AUGUAUUCAUACGAGUGUGCUGAUGAAACUCGGCAACCUGAGCAUCAGUAUAAAGCAGAUUUCCUUUUGCCACUCAUUGACAUGUCAAUUGCAUCAGUAAAGGAGCGUUUUGAACAGGUCAGUAUCUUCACAAAUCUUUUUGACUUUCUUUACCGGUCUGAGAGUCUUAUCAAAGCCUGUAAUGAAAAUUGUCUUACUGUAUUUUGCACAAAUUUGCAAACGAAGCUCGGUGAUAUAGAUUCUGAGGAUUUGGAAAUGGAGUUGAAACGAUUUGCCAUAGUUGUACAAGAGGACAAAAAUACAAACCUGAAAUCUGCAUAUGACUUUCUUAACUACGUCUACAAAGAAGAGCUGCAGGAAACUUAUCCUAAUCUAGUUAUUGCGUUACGCAUCAUUCUUACUUCUCCAGUAACUGUUGCAAGUGCAGAACGUAGCUUUAGCAAGUUAAAAUUAAUUAAAACUUUUCAUAGGUCAACAAUGGUCGAUGAACGUUUGUCUUCCCUAGCAAUGCUGUCAAUCGAGAACGAGGUGGCAAGGAAAUUAAGUUAUGAAGGCCUAAUAAAUAAGUUUGCAAGUAUGAAAACACUACGCAAACCUUUUUUUUGACCUGUGAAUGCCUAAUACAUUCACAGUAGUCAAAGAAACUUUUUGUUUUAAACUCUUAAUAAAUAUAACAAUUAUAAAAUAUACUUAAUUAAAUUAAAGGGUUAA
Hydra vulgaris (swiftwater hydra) is the source of this 711-nucleotide messenger RNA. Lineage: Eukaryota; Metazoa; Cnidaria; Hydrozoa; Anthoathecata; Hydridae. The record is from RefSeq and is a predicted model, not a curated record.